Messenger RNA from Erinaceus europaeus (western European hedgehog), 3650 nucleotides. It is a transcript of the gene FBXL18, whose product is annotated as F-box and leucine rich repeat protein 18. The transcript has 5 exons. Gene Ontology annotation, cellular component: SCF ubiquitin ligase complex. The record is from RefSeq and is a predicted model, not a curated record. Gene Ontology annotation, molecular function: protein binding. Gene Ontology annotation, biological process: SCF-dependent proteasomal ubiquitin-dependent protein catabolic process. Bases 136 to 2274 code for a protein of 712 amino acids. Lineage: Eukaryota; Metazoa; Chordata; Mammalia; Eulipotyphla; Erinaceidae.
CGGGCGCCGGAAGGCCGCGCGGCCCCGCCCCCUGCCGGGGUCUGUAUGGAGCCGCGGCCGCGCGGGCUUUGAGCAUCCCUCGCCGGCCCGGCGGGAGGGUCCGGGGCUGCGGCCGGCGCUCGGCCCGCCCUCGACAUGGCCAGCUCCGGACAGGACGUCUGCAGUGAUGGCGAUGGUGACGUGUCCCCCACAGUGGGCGGCACCCACCUGCUGGGCUUCUCCGACGAGAUCCUCCUCCACAUCCUGAGCCAUGUGCCCAGCACGGACCUGGUCCUCAGCGUGCGGCUCACCUGCCGGAAGCUGGCUGCGCUGUGCCUGGACAAGAGCCUCACACACACCGUAUUGCUGCACAAAGACUAUGAGGCCAGCGAGGACAAAGUGAAGCAGCUGGUGAAGGAGAUCUGCCGGGACGUGCGGCAGCUGGACCUGACGGGCUGCUACUGGCUGUCGGGCGCAGCGGUGGAGCGCGUGGGGCGCUGCCGCGGGCUGGUCAAGGUCAACCUGUCGGGCUGCCCGCUGACCUCGCUGCGCCUGUCCAAGGUGCUCUCGGCGCUGCAGCAGCUGCGCUCGCUGGCCAUCGACGUGAACCCGGGCUUCGACGCGGGCCAGCUGAGCGGGGAGUGCCGGGCCACGCUGAGCCGCGUGCGGGAGCUCAAGCAGACGCUGUUCACACCCUCGUACGGCGUGGUGCCCUGCUGCUCACGCCUGGAGAAACUGCUGCUCUACUUCGAGAUCCUGGACCGCACCCGCGAGGGCGCUGUGCUGUCGGGCCAGCUGAUGGUGGGUCAGAGCAACGUGCCGCACUACCAGCACCUGCGCGUCUUCUAUGCGCGCCUGGCGCCCGGCUACAUCAACCAGGAGGUGGUGCGCCUGUACCUGGCGGUGCUCAGCGACCGCACACCAGAGCACCUGCACGCCUUCCUCAUCGCCGCCCCCGGCAGCUUCGCCGAGAGCGGGGCGACGCGCGCCCUGCUGGAGUCCAUGGCGCGCAGGGUGGCGCUGGACGCGCUGCAGCUGCCGCGCUUGUGGCUCAAUGGCGCCGCCCUGCUGCAGCAGCUGCGCCUCUGCCGGCCGGUGCACCUGAGCUUCAGCCGCUGCGCGCUCCCGGGCGGCCACCUGCUGCGCCGCGUGCUGCACGCCGGCCGCGACCUGCGCGCCCUCGCCAGCCUCAACCUCAGCGGCUGCGCGCACUGCCUGGGCCCAGACGUGCCGGCGCGCAAGGCGGAGGACGACAUCGACUGCAGCGUACUGGAGGCGCUGGUGGCGGCCUGCGGCGGCCUGCGCCACCUCAACUUGUCGGCGGCACACCACCACAGUGCCGAGGGCGGCCGCCAUCUGUGCCAGCUGCUGGCCUGCCUGCGCCAGCUGCGCUCGUUGGCGCUGCCAGUGUGCGCCGUGGCGGGCUCCGUGGCGGGCGCCGUGCCCCACACGCCUCCCGCGCCCCCCGUGCCCGCCGCGCCUGCCGCCCUGCCACGCUGCCCGGGCAAGAAGGUGCGCGUGGGCGCCCCCGCCGCGCCCACCCCACCGCCCACCUCCGCCUUCUGGGCGCUGCUGCGGGGCCUGCCCUUCCUCGAGCGCCUGGAGCUCAUAGGCUCCAACUUCUCGUCCGCCAUGCCCCGCAAUGAGCCGGCCAUCCGCAACUCGCUGCCGCCCUGUGGCCGCGCGCAGAGCGUGGGAGACGCCGAGGUGGCCGCCGUGGGGCAGCUGGCCUUCCUGCGCCACCUGACCCUGGCACAGCUGCCCGGUGUGCUCACGGGCUCGGGACUGCUCCGCGUCGGGCUGCAGUGCCAGCAGCUGCAGUCGCUGUCGCUCGCCAACCUGGGCACGAUGGGCAAGGUGGCCUACAUGGCAGCGCUGGCCGACAUGCUGCGCCACUGCCAGCGGCUGCAGGACCUCAGGCUGGAGCAGCCCUAUUUUAGUGCCAACGCACAGUUCUUCCAGGCCCUGAGCCAGUGCUCCUCACUGCAGCGCCUGUGCCUGGUGUCGCGCAGCGGGACCCUGCAACCCGAGGCCGUGCUGGCCUUCGUGGGGCGCUGUCUGCGCCUGGUGGUGUGUCACCUGUUCACUGGCGAGUCCCUGGCCACCUGCCGCGGCCUGCAGCAUUCACUCCUCCGCAGCUUCCAGGAGGAGCGGCCAGCACUGAAUGUGGUCAUCUUCCCGCUGCUGCACGAGGGCCUGACCGACGUCAUCCGCGACGUCCCCAUGGUGCACCUGGAUGAGAUCACCCUGUUCAAGAGCAGAGUGGCCGAGGAGCCGCCCAACCUGUGGUGGUGACGGAUGGAGGGCUGCCCCAGGGAGGACAGCCCGUCCCCAAGCUCCCUCACCAGCUCUUUGGAAGAUGGGGGCAGAGUCGGCGUGGGAACAGGCGGUGACGAGGCUCCCGGGGGCCGUGUCACCUGGCACUGGUGUCCUGUGGGUGUGAGCCCCCCAGGGGCCGGGAGCCAGACUGUGGGCUUGGGGCUCCCCUCCCUCAGACUUGACCCCAGCCAGUCAGGGUCCCAGGGUGGUGAGUGGCCGGCCCCUGCCUUGACUGAGACCUCAGAAUGUUUACCUUGUGGGGGGCCUGGAGGCCGCCUCUGAACCCCGACCUGGACAGCUGUCCUGAACACUUGAGCCAGCCCCAGCGUCACCCUCCUACAUGUGGCAUCCCUCGUGCCCAAUGCCCUCUGCUUCCACCCCGGGUCCCUAAAUCCACACCUUUCCUGAGAUGGGGCUGGGGGCUCCUCGCUGCAGCUGACUCCCCUUCCUGCUGUCUCCCUGCUGUGGAGGCCCCCGUCUCAGUGAGGUGCCCAGGGUCCUGGCUGUGGAGGGCUUCGGGGAGGCCUGUACAGUCAUGAUCCUGCCCUGGGGUCCGGGGGGCCGUUCAGCAAGCAGCACCCUGCCCCAGCCUUCGGGGCCAGGGGUCCUCUGUUCCAAGUGUGGCCGAUGGGGCCAGGCCUGCCAGGGUAGGAGAGUGACUUGUGGUCGGUGUUGCUGACGCUGCCUCCUAAAUGAGGUGCCCGCACGGGUUGCCCUCUCUGCACCCAGGGAGAGAUGUGUAAGCUGGACGCGUGAACCACCAGGAGAGGGUGGGGAGAGGGCCUGAGGGCUGCCAGUUCCACGACCAGGUGCCCACGGGCAUCCCAGGCUCCACCCCCAAGCCAGCUGCAGCCACUGCUCACUGCUCCUUCCAGACCCGGAACUGUGAGACUUCCUGAGAGAAAGCUCAGAUUCCAGAGGUCCAGGGGCUCUGGCCUUGAUGCCUGGCUGGGAGACACCCCCAGAGACAGGGAACGCAGGGCCUAAAUCGUGGUGCAGAACAUGUGAUUCCUGUCAAAGCCAGGGUGCAGCGGGCCUCUUGCUGUGGGCCUUGAAGUGAGCGUGCAGCCAAGGCUCCCGUGGGAGCCGGGGGCUUGUGGGGUGUCUGGCUACUGACCCCCAUCACCCUGCUUUGACCCUGCGAGCUGCUCUUCCAGGGUCGGGACCUCAGUCCCCAAGAUCAGGUGCUAAGUGACCAGAUGAGCCCUUCCCCUGUGUACCCCCCUACCAUGUCCCCCACAUCCCCGGCUGUCCUGGCAGGAUGCUGGGGGACCCACCUCCACUCAGCCCUGUGCUGUGGACCUUUGUAGCAUGUGAGAUGCCUCAAAUAAAGUGGACUUGGUUUAGCAGCA